UGUCAUUCGGGUAGCCGUCCUCGACUGAACACGCUCAGAAACAGUGUAUAAAGCUGACUACCAAUUCACGAUCCAUCAGUGCUAAAUCGACUGCCGAUUGACAGACAGCGAUACUUUUUACGUUGGUUGACAGAUUUACAGUAACAUAUUUACUUGGAUUUUACCGUAUUUUUACACGAUGAAGUUGGAGUUUUAUACCCUUAGUGCUAUUUUCGUCUGUGCCGUGGAAUAUGUGUAUGGUAAAAAUGUACAACCGUGUGAAGAUGGAAUGUACUACGAAAAACGGUCCGAGGACUGCCGCACGUGCUCCGUGUGUCCAAUCAACACAAUCAUACUGACCCCAUGUGGCUAUUUCGAUGACACAAAGUGUGGCCCAUUUUCAGAUUUUUUCCAAUUUCAACAGAAACCCGGAAAAUCCUCCAUCAACAGGGCCUUUGUACAGAUUACCAAAGACACCAGCCUGUCGUCUGCUUCAAGAGCGGAGGUUACAAUCUCCCCACGUGCAAGUGACAGCGGCACUUUUUUUGAGAUAAGUGAUGAAUGGUACCUCAUCUCCAUGGUUUUACUGGGAAUCCUCUGUUUCGUCUCGCUUGUCAUCGCUCUCUACAUCAUCUUCGCCUGUUUUGUCUGUAAAAAGGCAUCUGACAAGGAAGUCAUUUAUGAACCAGAGUACAUCACAGUAUCUCAACAAGCCUCACCCGGAAGCAACAAAUACCGAGACAUUUUGGUAACGGCGACUCCAGAUGUUCUGAUGGGAUGCCAGACGUCCUUGACCCCAGUUUACGAGGACGACGAACCGAUUGCAAUGGGCCGCCCAAACAUCUAUAUCAACCACCAGUACAUCGAACCGAAGGAUGCUCUGUUUGGCCAGAAGAAAUAAACUUUUGACAUUUUACAACAAACUAGUGCUAAAAGCAUUCUGUGAUAUCAAUAUGAAUCUGUCUCUGAUGACGUCAUGGCCUUCCAAAUAUGGUUGACCGAUCCUUGCA
Messenger RNA from Pecten maximus, 989 nucleotides. RefSeq lists its product as uncharacterized. The coding region runs from base 179 to 880 and encodes 233 amino acids. The transcript is spliced from 3 exons. Lineage: Eukaryota; Metazoa; Mollusca; Bivalvia; Pectinida; Pectinidae. Gene Ontology annotation, molecular function: protein binding. The record is from RefSeq and is a predicted model, not a curated record.